CACAGUGGACAAAACCACAAAUGACCUAAAAGAGCUAAAGUUUGGUGGGCCUUUUAUGGAAGCAGUCAGAAUUGGAGGCAGCAGGACUUGUUUCCACUUACAGAACUGUCCUCCCCUCAUUUCCCUCACAGCCUGAGCGAUUUACUAUUCAAAUGUUUGUGGCAAUCAGAGAAUGACAUUCUGGUAACAGGACACCUCAGGGAGCCGUUCUCCUCUGACCAUCGCGCCUGAAGACAACUGCAGUUUCAGAAGUAGCAGAGCAAAGAUGAAGCUGAGUUUGUUCCUGUUCAUCCUUGUUGGUCCUUGUUGCAUCAUGACAAACCAGCUUCUCCAGUAUCACUUCAUCAAUGAAAACAAGAGUUGGGAUCAAGCCCGGCUCUACUGCAAAGACAACAAUCACACUGACCUGGCCACAGUGAUCAGCAUGGCAGACAUGAACAGACUCAGGCAGCAUUUAGGAAACAGGAGCGCUUGGAUUGGUCUGUACAGAGAAGCUAAUGGCAGCACAAUGUGGCAAUGGUCUCAGCCUGAUGUGCAGUUCAAUGAAAGCCGAGAUAAUGGAUGGGAUACAGACGAACCAAAUGACAAUGGCAUAGAGAACUGUGGGACUUUAAACACCAACAAAAAGUGGGCGGACCUGUCCUGCAACAGAGCAAAACCUUUUAUCUGCUAUGAUGAAAAAACCCCAUCUCAUGUCAUUUAUGCUAACGAGAGUCUGAACUGGACUGAUGCUCAGAGUUUCUGCAGGGACCGUCACACAGACCUGAUCAGUGGACCAGAGCAGAUGAAAAAGUUGGAUGGGGGGAAGACGAAGGAGUUAAUCCAACAGUCCGAGGGUGGUUUUGUUUUCAUUGGCCUGUUUAGAGACGCCUGGCAGUGGUCUGAUGGGAGCAGCUUUUCCUUCAGGUUCUGGAAUCUGCAGUAUGAUGAUGAGAAAAACGACAGCAGUUGUGCCAUGAUGAAUGAGGGAGGAAGGUGGAGUUCUGAGAAUUGUAGUGAAGAACAUCCCUUCAUCUGCUAUGAUGAUCAUGUGAUCCUGAUCAAAGAGAGCAGAACCUGGGAGGAGGCCUUAUACUACUGCAGACAUCACCACCAUGACCUGGUCACCAUCACUAACAUGGAUGAACAGAGAUGGGUCCAGGAGAAAACCAAGAAGGCCUCCUCUGCCUUUGUGUGGACUGGACUGCGUUACACCUGCACUCUGGGGUUCUGGUUCUGGGUCAGUGAUGAGGUGGUCCACUACAAGAACUGGGCCUCACCUGGACAGGUGAAUGAGUGUGACAUGUCAGGAGCCAUGGAGACAGGAGGAGAACACAAGUGGUUCAAGAGAAAUGAUGAGGAGAAGUUCAACUUUUUCUGUUCCACAUCUUAAAGCUGUUGUUAGAAUUUUAUUUUCUUGGACACAAGCUGAGAGUUUUGGUUUAGAUUCUAUAGUUGAUUUCAGGAGCUUGUUGUGUUCUUUCUGGUGGACAUGAGAACUUCAUUUUGUUCAAUGUCAUCCACAUGAUUGUCUUGUCAGAAUUGUUCUUUUGCAUGUGGUUUUAUACAUUAAAGAUGCUUUUUUCCCCCCAUUUUCCUAUAAUGUCACUGCACGAUGUUGUUAAACAAACAUGGUCAACUUAAUAAACCCAAAGUCGUAGCCUGUGUGCAAGAAAUUGACCGUACCCCCUCUCCUGAUAUCCUUACUUAUGUUUAGAUGAACUGAUAUAUUUCUUUGAUUACGUUUAUUUUGUUUAGUUUUUAUUGAUAAAAAAAAAAUUAGCAGAACAUCUGAACAGAAGUUCUCCAAGUUCAAAGAAAUUAUUUCCAUUUACAGUGGAAAGAAGAGUGUGAAUCUAAAUAUUGGUUUCCAGAAUUUGCUUAAAUAAACACAGAAGUGCUGUUUUGACUCAAAUGAAUUUUCCCUAUCUUUUUAGCUCAGAAAAGGCUUGGCUCAAUGUUGGAAAUGUGAAAAGUUUAAAUUUGCAUUUUUGCAUUUAACAGUGGUCCUAUUUGGGUGAUAAAACAAGCCAUUUACAUAACCUUGAAACCAGGAUGUGAGUCUGCAAAGAGCUGAUCCUGGCUGAAAUGAACCUUGCAUAAUUUCAGUUUAAGAGUCCUGCAGCAAAGCCCAGUUUGUAGUGGCAGCGUGUGCUCCGUAAUCAUUUUUGAGUUUUUCACAGGAUAUUAUUUUCAAAUUUCUCUACAAAGAAUAAUAAAGUAUUUAUGAAAUGA
Oryzias latipes (Japanese medaka) is the source of this 2214-nucleotide messenger RNA. Lineage: Eukaryota; Metazoa; Chordata; Actinopteri; Beloniformes; Adrianichthyidae. The record is from RefSeq and is a predicted model, not a curated record.